This is a messenger RNA of Anopheles coustani, 2153 nucleotides long. It is a transcript of the gene ath, whose product is annotated as ATP-dependent RNA helicase DHX33. Gene Ontology annotation, molecular function: RNA binding; ATP binding. Bases 44 to 2077 code for a protein of 677 amino acids. Gene Ontology annotation, cellular component: intracellular anatomical structure; nucleolus. Gene Ontology annotation, biological process: positive regulation of transcription by RNA polymerase I. The record is from RefSeq and is a predicted model, not a curated record. Lineage: Eukaryota; Metazoa; Arthropoda; Insecta; Diptera; Culicidae. The transcript is spliced from 3 exons.
CAUCGCAUUUUGGAGCCGGAUAAAACGAUCCGAUUGUAAAAAUAUGGAUUCAGGGCUUUCGAGCCGUAAUAGCACCUUCAGUGGAGGUAAUCAGCAUUCCCGGUCCUAUGGCAAACAGGACACGGUGAAGCUACAGCGUAACGCUUUGCCCAUCUACUCAGUACGGAAAUCGUUGAUGGAUUUGGUACGCAAAUCUUCCACGAUCAUUGUACUCGGUGAAACGGGUAGCGGGAAAACUACCCAAAUGCCUCAGUUCAUCUACGAUGCCGGGCUGAACGGGAAUAAGCUGAUCGGCAUCACACAGCCGCGCCGUGUGGCCGCCAUCACAGUGGCGAAGUGGGUAGCUAAGGAAAUGGGCACCAAUCUGGGCGAUCUCGUGGGGUACGCGGUGCGCUUUGAGGAUGUGACGUCAGACAACACGCACGUCAAGUACAUGACCGAUGGUAUACUGUGCCGUGAGGCUCUGUCCGAUCGGCUACUACGAAACUAUAACGUCAUCGUACUGGACGAGGUACACGAGCGCACCGUCGCGACCGAUGUACUGCUGGGGAUAGUGAAAAAGGCACAGCAACUGCGCGCCAGCCAACGCUUGCCCCCGCUGAAAGUCGUCAUCAUGUCGGCCACAAUGGACUGUGACCAUUUUGCGAGCUAUUUCUCCGACUGCCCCAUCGUGUACCUGCAGGGCCGAACGUACCAGGUGAAGGUGUACCAGAUGGUUGAAAAGAUGCAUUACAUUGAGGCUUGCCUCAAAACGGUGAUCGAAAUUCACCAAACGCAUCCACUCGGAGAUGUUUUAGUGUUUCUUACAGGGCAGGAAGAAAUCGAUUCGACGGUUAACAAGAUGCGGCGCUUAGCAAAGAACCUCCCGUUGGACCUGCCCAAACUCGCAGUGUAUCCCAUGUAUGCGGCGCUUCCACAAAAUCAACAGCUCGAUGUGUUCAAUCCGGCCCAACCAAACGUACGGAAAGUCAUAUUCGCGACGAAUAUCGCCGAAACUUCUAUUACCAUCGAUGGAAUCCGUUACGUGAUCGAUUGCGGGCGGGCGAAGGUUCGCUCAUACGAUCCCAUCACCGGACUGGACAUGCUUAAAGUGUCCAUGAUUUCGCAGGCCCAAGCACAUCAGCGUACCGGUCGAGCCGGGCGCAUUUCGGAUGGAGUUUGUUUCCGAACGUACUCCAAAGAGGUGUACGAACGGAUGGACAAAAUGACGGUACCGGAAAUACUCCGAUGCAAUCUAGCCGCCACCAUCCUGAACCUGCUUGUGAUGGGCGUUAACUAUAAGGAGUUUGAUUUCAUCGAUAAACCACCGGAGGAAGCCAUCAUCGGUGCGCUGCUCGAGCUGAAAGCGCUGAAUGCGAUCUCGUCGGUGGAAAAUCCAAUCCUCACGCCGGUCGGCAGCAAGAUGGCAAAGUUCCCGCUCGAUCCGAAGUACUCUAAGAUGCUGCUUUCCGCCCCAAAAUAUGGGUGCCUGGAAGAGAUGCUCACUGUCGUCGCCAUGCUCUCCGGGGAGAACAUUUUCACCAACAGUACCCAGAAGCGCGAGGAGAAGCUGAUUGCACAUUCGAAGUUUUACGACAAAUCCGGCGAUCACAUCACGCUGUUGAACGUGUACAACGAGUUUAAGAGCAAGGCGAAACCGAGAACGUGGUGUUACGACAAUUUUCUGCACGAGCGGAAUCUCUCCCAUGCGGCCUCGGUGCGAGAGCAGCUGAGUGAGAUUUGCAAGAUGCUCGACAUGCCGAGCAGCACCUGCGGUAAGGAUCGUACGCCAGUGGCCAAGUGUAUGCUGACGGGGCUGUUCGCAAAUAUUGCCACCAAACAGCCGGAUCACCUAUACCUGACUGCGACCAACAACCUGAAGGCCCGUAUACAUCCGACCAGCUCGAUCUGUGGCAAGCUGAGGCCACCGGUCGUGAUCUACACCGAGCUGGUGGCAACAAGCUUCAACUAUCUGCGUCACGUAACCGAAAUCGAUCCGGCGUGGAUCGAUGAAGUUGUGCCAAACGUUAACCUUCCCGGCAAGGCCCAGCCAAUUCACAGUGACGCCGGGUUUAGGUCCUUUUCUAGUUACAAAUGAAUACGGCAAGUAUUCGUAAAAGUAUCAAUUAGUUAGCAGUAAAUGAUAAGCACGCAAUGUGAAAUAAAAUCCUAAU